CUUCAGGGAGAGGAAGGCUUUGUCAAUCGCUACGCUUCUCCCGGCUACCCAUUUCCCCCCUCGCUCGGGCAGCGGCUCCCUCCGUCGGCUCCUCUCCCGAGCCUGCAGUCGUCGCCUCACGCACAGCCGGGGUUGUCUGGCCUGAGGCGUACGGGACGGGAUGGCGGAGGAACGGGGCAGCAGAUGUUAAUCCUCUGCGAUAACCUCCGCCGUUUUCUUCCUAAUCAUGGGGGGGGGGCAGGAAACAGCCGCCGCUUUCUCCUCCUCUGGGAAGGCGGGCGGCCGGUGCAAGGCCCGUCCCUCUUUCUUGGGCGACUGAGCGAGCGAGCGAGCGUGGCAGCGGGGAUGGUGGGGCUGGGGCGCUGGGGUCAAUCGGCCUCCUACCUCGGCGGGCCGCUCAUCGCCCUCCUGAUGUUGGGCUUGGCUCAGCCCCACGACAUAUCCAGACGACCACUCUGGGAUCUGAAAAUUGAUCAGGCCCUGCUACAAAUUCAUAAUGAGCUGCCCAGUGAGAACUUGACCAUCUAUUGGCUCUCAGAUUAUUGUUACCAGUGCAAGCAUCAGGAAAUGAUUUCUUUCCCCAUCAACAGAACACCUGAAGUUCCUACUAUUAGAGCUGUUGUUGUGGAUUCUCGGCAUACAGUCACCCUCAUGGUCAAUAACGCUAAAGAUAACAAUGAACUUUGCAGGAUACAGUAUCAUUUUGAAGAAUUUGGAAACUACUCCCUAGUGGUUGGGAGUAUCAAUGGCAGCAUCCUGAAUGUUUCAUGCAAAAUAGUUAUAAAUCAAAGUCCUUUCAACAGCUACCUCCCUAUUUUCUUUGCAUUUCUUAUCUUCGUGGGAAUUUUCUCUAUUCUGAGAUUGGGACAGUUUUGUGUGAGCAUUGAACCAAUCAGAAAUUGGCUUUUCAAGAAGAUGAAUCCUACAGAAACUGAUCGACUUAUUAAUUCAGAGCUUGGAUCCCCAAGCAGAACAGAUUGCAUUGAUGGCAAUUUGCCAGCUGGGAUAUGGAGUGUUGCUUCCUCCCUACAAAGACUUCGUUCCCUGGACACCUUUAGAGGGUUAGCCCUUAUAAUUAUGGUCUUUGUGAAUUAUGGUGGAGGAAAGUACUGGUUCUUCAAGCAUUCAAGCUGGAAUGGACUAACCGUAGCAGACCUUGUCUUUCCGUGGUUUGUGUUCAUCAUGGGGACCUCGAUUUCACUGUCUAUGAGUUCCAUGCUGAGACGAGGAUGUUCCAAAUGGCGACUGCUGGGGAAAGUCCUGUGGAGAAGUCUCCUCCUGUUUUUAAUAGGGGUCAUAGUUGUGAACCCAAAUUACUGCCUUGGGCCUUUGUCUUGGGAUAACUUGAGAAUUCCAGGUGUGCUUCAGAGACUGGGCUGUACAUACCUUGUGGUUGCUAUACUUGAGCUCCUCUUUGCCAAACCUGUGCCUGGGAACAGUACCCUGGAGGCUCCAUACUCUGCUCUCCAAGAUAUUCUUCCAUAUUGGCCCCAGUGGCUUUUCAUGAUGGCGCUGGAAGCAGUUUCGCUGUGCCUCACCUUCCUCUUAAACGUACCUGGAUGUCCAACGGGUUACCUUGGCCCUGGAGGCAUUGGUGAUUUAGGAAAGCACUCCAACUGCACAGGUGGAGCAGCUACCUAUAUUGAUCAUUUGCUUCUAGGAGAAAAACACAUCUACCAACAUCCAUCUUCUAAUGUUCUUUACCUAACUACAGUUGCCUAUGACCCUGAAGGAAUUCUGGGAACAAUCAAUUCUAUCAUCAUGGCAUUUUUUGGACUUCAGGCAGGAAGAAUUCUGUUGUUUUACAAAGACCAGCACGGACAAAUAAUGCUCCGUUUUUGUGUGUGGAGUGUAGUAAUGGGUGUCAUCUCUAUUGUGUUGACCAAAGGCACAAAAGAUCAAGGCUUUAUUCCUGUGAACAAGAAUUUAUGGUCAAUUUCAUACGUGACAACACUAAGCAGCUUUGCCUUUGUGCUUCUGCUGUCAAUCUACUAUCUUGUAGAUGUUAAGAGGAUGUGGUCAGGUGCUCCGUUUUUCUAUCCAGGUAUGAACUCCAUUCUUGUCUACGUUGGACAUGAAAUAUUUGAAAACUACUUUCCUUUUAAGUGGAAGAUGCAGGACACACAAUCCCAUAGUGAACACUUGGCUCAGAACCUAACUGCUACAUCUCUAUGGGUUAUCAUAGCAUAUAUACUCUAUCAGAAGAGAAUAUUCUGGAAAAUCUAACUGAAGCAGCCAAAGGAACUUGUGACAUUGGAAUACUGGAUUAUCCCAACAUAUUGAUGUUGCUUUUCUUCUUUUUUAAAAAAGGGAUCAUGUGCUUUGUUUACAUUCCAGGUCAUCUUGAAAAGACUUGCAUAUUUAAAAUUUGCUGAAUGACUUGCUGUUUAGCUAAAGCAAGCGUUUGUUUCAACUUACCUACACAUUUAGUGCACAAUACCAUUUCUAAAUAAAUAUGCUGAAUAACUCUUAACACCUGAGCAAUUUGAAAGGGCUGUCACAAGCUGAUAGUCACUCCAUUUAGGUAUUUGUUACAUGCCUGUGUCAUGGUAAGACAGUUAUUUAUACUCAUGCCACACAGUUGUGUAUGAGGCUGUCAGAAAUCAACCAGAAUUUGAACUAAGAACGUUUGGGCUACAUGCUGUUGCUUCUUGUGGGACAUUCUUCAAGACAAGAGUGGAAUGAAAAAGAGGCACUAAUAUUCUCUUGAAGCACUGAGCAUGGUUCCACCCAGAAAUAGCCCAUUGGUUCUACCUUGUCUGGCCUAGCUCCUAUCAGACUUCUUGGCCUUAUCUUUCUGACUUCACCUUCCUAUACCCUGAUCACUUCAGACAGAAAGCUUGACCGUAAUCCACCUGUAGGCUCCUUGCUGCAUGACACCUUGAGCUAGUGACCAAUUGUUCUCCCUCUUCCAAGAGAGGAUUAUGGCCAAACACUGUGCACCCACAACAGUUGUGGCCAGUGCUGGGUUUGAGACUGUAGCUUUUAACAAAAACCUAACUUCAAAUAUAUUUUUUAAAAAUCAUUUAUUUACAGUGGCGAACUCAAACAUUUCACCAAAUGGUGCAUGACAUUUUGAUAGUAUAUAAACCACCCUUCUUGAUUUUGGUUAACUGCUCAGCUAGCAUUCCUUCAGCCAACUGAGCCAAGGAUUGCAGAGCAUCAAGGCAACAGCACGGCUCUUUUUGUUGCCUGCCCAUUCUGCUAAGAUGCUCCAGUAGAAAAACCAUUAUACUCAGGUCAGCGUCUGAAGGAGCAAGAUCUUCUCAUUGAUGCAGAAUCUGUGUAACACCAUCAUCAGGUUUUCGCCACAGCGCGACACUUGGCGCUCCAUUGUCAGGCGGAAAUCCUCCUUCACACCUUUGGUUAUUCCUCUGGUAACUGUAUGAUGCCUGCAAUUAUAAUACACAAAAUAAUUAAGAGGGCAUGGAUCUACUGUUUCUAUUUAAAUAUUUUUGCAUGAAGUGUCUAUGUGUGAAAUCUAACUUAAAUAGAUUCAAAUAAAUACUUUGUAAAAAAAGGUUCACAA
Messenger RNA from Rhineura floridana, 3529 nucleotides. RefSeq names its product heparan-alpha-glucosaminide N-acetyltransferase (gene HGSNAT). Bases 184 to 2226 code for a protein of 680 amino acids. Gene Ontology annotation, biological process: lysosomal transport. Lineage: Eukaryota; Metazoa; Chordata; Lepidosauria; Squamata; Rhineuridae. The record is from RefSeq and is a predicted model, not a curated record. Gene Ontology annotation, cellular component: lysosomal membrane. The transcript has 18 exons.